This is a messenger RNA of Myzus persicae (green peach aphid), 2531 nucleotides long. RefSeq names its product mitochondrial proton/calcium exchanger protein-like. NCBI's taxonomy places the organism in Eukaryota, Metazoa, Arthropoda, Insecta, Hemiptera, Aphididae. Gene Ontology annotation, cellular component: mitochondrial inner membrane. The transcript has 10 exons. The record is from RefSeq and is a predicted model, not a curated record. Gene Ontology annotation, molecular function: calcium ion binding; ribosome binding. Bases 1 to 2238 code for a protein of 745 amino acids. Gene Ontology annotation, biological process: intracellular monoatomic cation homeostasis.
AUGAACAUAACGAGGGCGGCGAAAUCGGGUCUACGACCCUGCGGAAAUUUGUACAAAUUUUACAAUAACAAACAUUUUGGUGCCAUUUGCUUGAAUCCACAACCAUGUUCAUUUUCAAACAAUUUCUUUUACUCAAGUGUUGCUUCAAAUCAACUUCUUCCAAUAUCCCGUUUGACAACAAAACUAGAAUUUUCCAAUCCCCAUAUUCGACAAAUAUCUUACACAUCAUCAUUAUUAUCUGAAAAACCAUCUUCUAAAAUUGAAGAAACUGUAAAUGCUGUCAAAGAAAAAGCUCAAAAAGAAGCUGAAGGAAAAGAAGUUGCUACAAUUAAACCUACAAAGACAUUAAAACAAAAAGUUAUUGAUGAAGUGAUGCACUAUUAUCAUGGUUUUAAACUUUUGGGACUCAACGCGAAAAUCUCCUUUAAGUUGGCUCUUAAAAAAAUGAGAGGUCAAGAAUUGACAAGAAGAGAACAUAACUUGUUUGUUGAAACAGUGGCUGAUCUUUUCCGAUUAUUACCUUUUUCUGUAUUCAUUAUUGUUCCAUUCCUUGAGUUUACUUUGCCUAUUUUUAUAAAGAUUUUUCCUGGUAUGUUACCAACUACAUUUCAAACAAAGGAUGAUAAGGAAGCUAAACUCAAAAAAUCUCUUAAGGUGAAACUUGAAAUGGCAAAAUUCCUUCAAGAGACUUUGGACAAUAUGUCUGUAUCUGGUAAAGGACAUACAUGUGAAUCGGCUCAAGAAUUUGCAGACUUUUUUGCUAAGGUAAGGCAAGAAGGUACUGUUAUAUCGGCUGAUGAAAUACUGAAGUUUUCAAAACUAUUUAAAGACGAGAUUACCCUUGACUCACUUCCUCGACCACAGUUGGUUGCCCUUUGUCGAGUGCUUGAACUACGACCCAUUGGGACUUCAAACUUCUUAAGAUUUCAACUGACACUUAAACUACGCUCUUUAUCAAUUGAUGAUAAGGUGAUCCAAAAAGAAGGUGUUGAUCUACUGACAUUGAGCGAACUUCAACAAGCAUGUAAGUCUCGUGGUAUGCGUGCUUAUGGUCUCACUGAAAAACGUCUUAAACAACAGCUUACUCAAUGGCUAGACCUUUCGUUAAAUGAAAAAGUUCCUCCUUCGUUACUUCUUCUCUCUAGAGCAUUUAGCUUUACAGAAAAUAUUCCCACUAGUGAUUUAUUAAAGAAAGCUAUUUCUGCUUUGCCUAAUUCUGUUGGAGUAACGACUGAAGCCGAUCUAGGAGAACGUGAUGGAGUUAUAGAUAAUAAGGCUAAAUUGGAAGCAAUUAAAGAAGAAGAACGUAUGGUGAAAGAAGAAAUCGAAGAAUGUCUUGAAGAAAAGAAAAAAGAAUUAGAAGACGCCAAAAAGAAACCUAAAGAGCAAACUAUUCUAGCCAAAGACACUUUAGUUGAUACAGCACCUAUUUUAACCGACACAACUGGAAUCAAAGAAGAAAAUGUAACAUCAACUGAUUUGAAAACUUUAGAAAAUGCUAUCGAAAAUUUGAGUUCAGAGCAAAAAACACUUAUUGUUGAAAAAGAAGAGAUCAAAGAAUUGAAGGAUGAACUUAAAGAUUACCAAGAAGAUAUAAAUGAUCUUCAAGAAGUAAUGAAAACUGAGAAAAAAGAAAAAGUUAGAGAAUCUAAAGCAGCUAAACGAUUAUUUAAGAAAGUCAAUAAUAUGAUAAAAAAUAUGGACCAAGUAGUUGAUAAAUUGGAGACAAAAGAAAAAGAAAUUAAAAAAGGUAUUGAAACCAAAGAAUUAGUCGAUGAAAAUGCAGCAAAUGAAAGUGAAUUAAUCAAUAUUGAUGAGCUGAUUGGAGCAGUGCGAAAAUUACAAAAUAUACCUGAUGAAUAUAAACUACAACAAAUAAGUGAAGUGCUUAGUAAAAUUGAUGACGAUCAUGAUGGUUCAAUAAGAUUAGAUACUGUAUUGAAGGUAUUGGAACUGAUCGGUACUGAAAAUAUUAAACUAUCCACCAAAGAAAUGGAUAUGAUAACACAAUUAGUUAUCAGAGAGGAAGAAAUGGAAACUAUAGAAAAAAUGAACAAAAUACAAAAAUUGGAAAAAGACGAUGUAGCACAAGCAACAGCCCCCAAAGUAAUUACAUCUGAAACGAUUCCAAAAAUAACUGUAACACCAAUAAUUGAUUCAAAGAUUGUCUCUGAUACAAAAAUACCACCAUUGCCACCAACGAGUAGUACAAAAUCAGAUGAAACCAAAAAACUAUAAGUCAAUAAUACAAUAGGCUUUCAUAAAUCUAUACAAUCUUUCAUCAUUCAAAUAUGAAUACAAAUUCUUAAAAAAUGUGAUAUUGCAAUACAUUUCCACAGUUUAUGUGACUAAUGUGUUAAUUGUCCCCUACAAUUUAGUUUGUACAUACAGUUUUUAGUUCAGAACAAUUUGUUUAAUACUAAAGAAAAUUGGCUUCUGAUUGGUCCGUAUCUUUUUGUUAAGUACUAUAUUUUACUGUUAUUUUUAAAAAAAAAUAAUAAUGUGGAAUUCAAGUUCAUAUUUUUUUAUUA